UUUUUUUUUUCUUUUUGCAUUAGGCAAUGAACAGCAAAGGAAAGCCAACACGUGUUAGCAGUGGAGAAAAAGAAGAACGGGAACAAUCCGGUAAAGAUAUAUCAAAAGGAAUACUAGCGCAACGUGCCCGACGAGAACGAGAACGUAUUUUUAAGCAAACCACUGAAAGGCGAUCGGAACAACACUCGCCGAUAAAUACAAGUAUUCAACCUCUCCGAGACGGGAAUAUUAGAGCCGAUGGGCGAGACCAACAUGUCGUACAUGUUCCCGAGGAUGCACAAAGAAUAGGGGCAAUGGCUAAGAAAAGGAAGGCAACGUAUGUAGGGAGUGGAAAGGAAAACUCUGAGGAUGCACAAAGAAUAGGGGCAAUGGCUAAGAAAAGGAAGGCAACGUAUGUAGGGAGUGGAAAGGAAAACUCUGAGCCACAGGUUGGUAAAGAGAUAUCAAAAUUGGCAUUGGCACAACGUGCACGACGGGAACGAGAACGAAACCUAAAGCAAAGCACUGCUCAGCGAUCAGAACAACACCUGCUAUGGGAUACUAGGACACAACCUCUACACGAAAUAAAUAUCGGGGCUACCCGUGAUGAGCACUAUGCCAACAUUGGCAACAACCUCCAUAUUCGUGAGGUAGAGCCACUUCGAGACAUAAAUGUUGGAGUUGAAAUCCAUGAAGAGCGGAAUGUGAACAUCAUACGUGUUCGUGAGGUACCCAACGGUAAUAUUAUAUCAAAAAAAGCAAUGGCCCAACGUGCACGACGAGAACGAGAGAGAAAUCUAAAGCACGGUUAUUCUUAUCAAUCGGGACAACGGUCUCAAGUCGAGCGAACCAAUGAAUGUCUACAACCGAUACCACAUGCAAACUCUCCUUUGACACCCAGUCGUCGCCCUCUCAACUGCUUUGGACAAGGAUCAAUAGUCACCCAACCUAUCGAAAAGCAACAGAGGGUUGCACAAACGAACACGUCUUUGUCCUUCAUGCCAAAUACAACUUCCACCCAGCACACCAAUCGGCCUACUCUUACCGACCAAAUGGAACUAUGUUAUGAAGACGAAUUGGAGGAGUCUGUGAAUUUAGAGGGACUUAGCAGAUCUCACGUAAUUCCAGGGAGGCAUAAUCUUGGCAAUAUGGAUAUUAAAUGUACCCAUUGUAAAGCCCUACAUUGGAUGGAUGAGAGAUUGACAAAAUCUUCUACAAGUCAUCCAUUAUUCGGCACUUGCUGUUUCCAAGGAAAGAUAAGACUACCUACACUUAUUACACCCCCUCCGCCAAUUCGAGCAUUGUAUGAUGGGGAUGAUGAUCGAUCAAUAUCAUUUCGAAAACAUAGUCGGGAGUAUAAUGCAACCAACGCUUUCACAAGUCUUGGAGCUACAUUGGAUCCACGAAUGCUAAGCGGAAGGGGUCCUACAUCUUUCACUAUCCAUGGGGAAUUGCGACAUCGUGUAGGUUCACUGCUGCCACAACAGGGAAAGGAUGCAUCGUAUGCUCAACUGUAUAUUUACGAUCCAGCUUCAGCUUUGGAAGUCCGCAAUCGUAGAAAUCAACAAUUGAGAAAGGAUGUACUACAAACUAUCCAAGAAACUUUGUUGCAAGUUAAUCCAUUUGUGGAUAAAUUCCGUCAGGCAUAUGCAAUUCUAGAUCAACUGGACAUUACAGAACAAACUUUACCUGCCCACCUUCACUAUAAUUCGUCAAAAGAUCGACGCCGAUAUAAUUUACCAACAUCAGAUGAGAUUGCGGUAGUUAUACCUGGAGAUGGAUCUAAAGCCAGCGGCAUGAGAGAUAUUGUCUUGCAUUUGAGAGGAGAUAAUCAAUUGAUGCAGAUUAACGAAUGUCACCCAGCAUAUUUGCCACUACACUACGUCUUGCUAUUCCCACGUGGAGAACUUGGAUGGGAACCUGAGAUGAAACAGUGGGAUGUUAAGAAUAACCGACCUGCGUCCGUGCGACUAACCCAAAUGGAAUAUUAUAGUCACCAUUUAUUUGAGCGUCGAACAGAGUAUUCAACCAUUUUGAGGGGAGGAAAAUUAUUUCAGGAGUUUUUGGUAGAUUCUUGGGCAGCAACUGAGCAGAAUCGGUUAACAUACUACAAGCUUAAUCAAGCGAGACUUCGUACUUCUCUGUACCAUGAUUUGACUGAUAUUGGUCCUGAUGGCUUAGAACCUGAUCAAAUUGGACAAAGGAUGAUUUUGCCAUCUUCGUUUACUGGUGGCCCAAGACACAUGUUCGAGAUAUUUCAAGAUUCAAUGGCUAUCACGAGAUACAACCAUCACCCUGAUAUUUUUCUCACCAUGACUGCAAAUCCCAAAUGGCCAGAAAUUACUUCUGCCCUAUUGCCUCAUCAAACCGCUGUUGACCGUCUUGAUUUAGUUGCCCGUGUUUUCGAGCUAAAGAGAAAGGCUUUGAUGAAGGAGAUUGAAAAAAAUAAAGUGUUUGGUCAGAAAGUUGCCCACGUGUACACUAUUGAAUUUCAAAAACGUGGUCUGCCCCAUAUGCAUGUACUAUUCUUUCUUCUAGGUCGGGAUAAAAUUCGUACUUGCGCUCAAGUUGACAAGUUAGUUUGUGCUGAAUUCCCAAACCUUGAAGAUGAUCCUGAACUAUUUGAAACGGUCAAGAGUUGUAUGGUACAUGGACCAUGCGGCGCGCGAAAUCCGCACGCAACCUGCAUGGAAAAUGGAAAAUGCACUAAGAGGUACUCUCGAGCAUUUGCAGAAACAACCACCAUGGACGAAAAUGGAUAUCCCAUCUACCGUCGUCGUGAUGAUGGGAAAGUGUACAUUGUCAGGGGACACGAAGUUGAUAAUAGGGAUGUUGUGCCAUACAAUCCUCAUCUAUCCAAAAUGUUCAAUUGCCAUAUUAAUGUAGAAGUUUGUGCUGGAAUGAGAUGUGUAAAAUACAUUCACAAGUACAUUUACAAGGGUCACGAUCGAGCAACGACGGUGUUGGGAUCAGUUAAUGAAAUAAAGCAAUAG
Messenger RNA from Rhododendron vialii, 2972 nucleotides. RefSeq lists its product as uncharacterized. The record is from RefSeq and is a predicted model, not a curated record. Lineage: Eukaryota; Viridiplantae; Streptophyta; Magnoliopsida; Ericales; Ericaceae. The transcript is spliced from 10 exons. The coding region runs from base 27 to 2972 and encodes 981 amino acids.